UAUGUUUAUCCGGAAAAACUUUUCAGUGGUGGAGGUAGUUUCAGUCGGAAGUUUACAAAAAUGGCCUCGCAACGUGACACGUCCACUAUCUGCCUUUUCGAUGUAGAUGGCACCCUUACAGCCGCUCGACAGGUUAUCAAGCCGGAAAUGGAAGAUUUUUUAGAUAAGUUAAAAACUCGAGUAGCUGUAGGUCUUGUUGGUGGAUCAGAUUUAGUUAAAAUUGUGGAACAAAUGGGUGGAAAUAAAGAUGUUAUUAUUAAAAAGUUUGAUUAUGUGUUUGCUGAAAAUGGUUUAGUAGCCUAUAAAGAAGGUGAACAAAUAGGCCAACAGAAUAUAUUAAAACAAUGUGGAGAAGAACUAUUACAGAAGAUUAUAAACUUUGCACUACAGUACAUGUCUCAGUUACAAUUACCAUGUAAAAGAGGUACAUUUGUUGAGUUUCGCAGUAGUAUGCUAAAUAUAUGUCCUGUUGGUAGAAGCUGUUCACAAGCUGAAAGAAAUCAAUUUAUAGAAUUUGAUUCAAAAAACAAAAUAAGAGAAAAGUUUGUAGCAGAAUUGUAUAAAACAUUCCCUGAUGCUGGUUUACAGUUUGCUAUAGGUGGACAGAUUAGUAUAGAUGUCUUUCCUAUUGGAUGGGAUAAAACAUACUGUUUGCAGUAUGUGGAAAAAGGAGGAUAUAAAAGUAUUCAUUUCUUUGGUGAUAAAACUCAAAAGGGAGGUAAUGAUCAUGAAAUCUAUGAAGAUAAUAGAACAAUAGGUCAUACAGUAACUAGUCCAGAAGAUACUAGAAAACAAUUAACUGAUAUAUAUUUUACAGAUUAACAUAUAUUAGGGAUUUAUAUUAUUGUUAUGUUAUUGUGGGUCUGUUAAGAGUGCUAUGUACAUGUAUGAUUAUUGUGUAAAGCACAUUUACAUAACAGAUAAAAAAAAAAAUUCAGAUUUAAUGUGCUCCUAUUGAACCAAGGAAUUCCAAUUUGUUUAGAUAUUUUUCAUUUGUUUACUGUAUUUACCACCAUCAAUUAGUAAGCUAAAACUUCAAUAUGCUUCAAGGAAUUUUAAUAUUUUAAUAUUUUUAUUUUGUUCACUGUUGCUUUGUUAUUUGUGAUCAUUUAUCAUCAUCAUUUAGUAAAGUAUACUAAAACUUCAUGUUCAAUAAAGUCAGCUACCUUGGCUAGAAUUAUAUCUCAAUGUGCAAUAUUUCACACAAAUGAAUAAGUUGUCAUCAGAUACAAUAAUCUACUUAUAUACAGAGAAAAUCAUAUUUUUAUCAUUAUGUUUUAUUGGGGUUGUAAUAAAUAAAUAUAUUUAUAAUA
Messenger RNA from Patella vulgata (common limpet), 1313 nucleotides. Its product is annotated as phosphomannomutase 2. The transcript is spliced from 7 exons. NCBI's taxonomy places the organism in Eukaryota, Metazoa, Mollusca, Gastropoda, Patellidae. The record is from RefSeq and is a predicted model, not a curated record. Bases 61 to 822 code for a protein of 253 amino acids. Gene Ontology annotation, molecular function: phosphomannomutase activity. Gene Ontology annotation, cellular component: cytosol. Gene Ontology annotation, biological process: protein N-linked glycosylation; GDP-mannose biosynthetic process; mannose metabolic process.